UUCGAGCGCGUCAGUAUGAUGGUGAUCCUGUUGAACUGCAUGACCCUGGGAAUGUACCAGCCCUGCCAGAACAUCGACUGUUCCUCAGACCGAUGCCAGAUACUACAGGCCUUCGACGCCUUCAUCUACAUCUUCUUCGCUCUGGAGAUGGUGGUGAAGAUGGUGGCCCUGGGGAUCUUCGGCCGGCGCUGUUACCUCGGGGACACGUGGAAUCGGCUGGACUUCUUCAUCGUCAUGGCAGGGAUGGUUGAAUACUCGCUGGACCUGCAGAACAUGAACUUCACAGCCAUCAGAACCGUCCGAGUGCUGCGACCUCUCAAAGCAAUUAACAGGGUGCCCAGCAUGCGUAUCCUGGUCAACCUGCUGCUGGACACCCUCCCCAUGCUGGGUAACGUCCUCCUCCUCUGCUUCUUCGUCUUCUUCAUCUUCGGCAUCAUCGGGGUACAGCUGUGGGCGGGACUUCUGAGGAACCGCUGCUACCCAGAGGAGAACUUCACCCUGUGAGUCCCCGCCCCUUUCUCUCUGUCCCCUUACUACAUGGCUGAUGAGGAUGAUGAGCGGCCCUUCAUCUGCUCGUUGCCGGUGGACAACGGCAUCAUGGCGUGCUCCGACGUCCCCGCUCGCCGCGAAGGAGGCAGGGCGUGCUGCCUGGACAAAGACGACGCCCUUUACCGCCAGUCCCUGGGCUUGAGCCCCGAACCCCUGGCCAACGGCAGCGUCAGCGUGGCGGGGCUGUGCGUCAACUGGAACCAGUACUACACCAGGUGCCACACGGGCUACACCAACCCCCACAAAGGAGCCAUCAACUUUGACAACAUCGCAUAUGCUUGGAUUGUGAUCUUUCAGGUGAUCACCCUGGAGGGCUGGGUGGAAAUCAUGUAUUAUGUGAUGGACGCUCACUCCUUCUACAACUUCAUCUACUUCAUCCUGCUAAUCAUUGUCGGUUCUUUCUUCAUGAUCAACUUGUGCCUGGUGGUCAUCGCCACCCAGUUCUCAGAGACGAAGCAGAGGGAACACCAGCUGAUGCAGGAGCAGCGAGCGCGCUGUUCGUCCUCGUCCACUCUGGCCAGCGAGCCCGGGGACUGCUACGAGGAGCUCUUCCAGCUCGUCUGCCACAUCAUCCGCAAGGCCAAGAGGCAGACGGUCACCUUCUUCAACACUCUGCGGGGGAAACCUCGUGGAUUUCGGGGCGUGGGAAGAGGCAGAGUAGCAGAAGGAAGGGAGAGGAAAGCCAACGGAAGGGGGGGGCAAGAGAGGAGAGCUAAUGUGAGACACGGCGUACCCUGCCGUCACCAUAAUAAACCAGACUCCGCCUCGUCUGCUGAACCCACGGCCCUCACCUCCACCUCUGCCACCGACGGAUGCCCUCAGUGCGCCAAAGCUCUGUCCAUCACAGACGGCGCGGGCCCAGUUCGCAGCGCAGCCGGCGGGGAGUCGGACGAAGGCUCCGUGGAGGAAGUAGACAGGGAGGGGGCGGCGUCAGGUGGUAAAAAGAAGGGCAAGAAAGGCCAGAGUGGAGCAAGGACCCAAGGAGGCUGUAGUCCGAAACAGCGAUGCAAGGAGGUGUGGUACGAGAUCAGGAUGAAGCUGUGGGCCAUCGUAGAGAGCAAGUACUUCAACCGAGGCAUCAUGAUCGCCAUCCUGAUCAACACCAUCAGCAUGGGGAUCGAGCACCACGAGCAGCCAGAGGAGCUCACGAAUGUUCUGGAGAUCUGUAAUAUCGUCUUCACCAGCAUGUUCUCUUUGGAGAUGAUCCUUAAACUCACCGCAUUCGGUUCCUUCAAUUACCUGAGAAACCCUUACAACGUCUUUGACGGAAUCAUCGUCAUCAUAAGUGUUUGUGAGAUCAUCGGCCAGUCGGAUGGAGGUCUGUCUGUGCUGAGGACCUUCAGGCUGCUCAGGGUCCUGAAGCUGGUCCGGUUCAUGCCGGCCUUGAGGAGACAGCUGGUGGUCCUCAUGAAGACCAUGGACAAUGUGGCGACCUUCUGCAUGCUGCUCAUGCUCUUCAUCUUUAUCUUCAGUAUCCUGGGAAUGCAUAUCUUUGGAUGUAAGUUCAGUCUGAAGACGGAAACUGGAGAUACCGUACCAGACCGGAAGAACUUUGAUUCUCUGCUCUGGGCCAUCGUCACUGUUUUUCAGAUUCUCACUCAGGAAGACUGGAACGUGGUUUUGUACAACGGCAUGGCGGCCACGUCUCCUCUGGCUGCGCUUUACUUCGUGGCCCUCAUGACCUUUGGCAAUUACGUCCUGUUUAACCUCCUGGUGGCUAUCCUGGUGGAGGGUUUUCAGGCCGAGGGUGAUGCCAAUCGUUCGUAUUCGGAUGAAGACCGCUCUUCUUCCAACUUUGAUGAGAGCGAGAAGCACGACUCCAUUAAGUCUGACCCCAGAAUCUGCACGUUGACCCCCAACGGUCACCUGGAGCUGGGGGCUCUACCGGGGACCAGAGGAUCCUACUCCUCAGACCGGAGGAGCUUCACGUUCGAGUCCAGAAAAAGCAGCGUGAUGAGUCUGGGGAAGAGCAGCCUGGAGAGACGCUCCUUCUCACUGCGCCACGGCCGCAGUUCCAACUACCACAACUGGGGGCGCCCAUUCAACCCACACUCUGCAUGGAGCCGCAGGUCUAGUUCAAACAGUCUGGGCCGGAGGACCUAUGGCUUUGGGGGGGCUCCUCUGGUGGGGGGCAGCCUCCGUGUCCACAGCACCCGCUCCCCCAACGCCUACACCUACACCCCCGAGCAGGAGUCGCUCCUCUCCCACCCUUUACAUUCCCAUCAUCCUGUACCGCCGCACCACCCGCCCCCCCCCGCCGUGCUGUUGUCCAGACACUACGGCGGACGGAGGGACCGCCGCGCCCUGUCCCUGGAGCUGCCGGUGCUGCUUCGGGCCGGCGGACAGCCUCCAGAUCCGCCCCCGGUCCACCCAGAGCCCGGCAGGAGGAGCGGCUCCGGGAUGGGGGGCUCAGUCGUCGGAGGGUCCGGGACCGGUAGCGGAUUCGGGGCGGACCACCGGGAUUGUAACGGGAAGGCGCCGGGUCCCCACACGCGUCUGAUGACUGAGGUUUACCCAAAAGUCGAUGCACGAAAGGACAGAGCAGAUCUAGACGAAGAAACAGAGUAUACUUUGUGUUUCCGGAUCCAGAAAAUGAUGGAGGUGUACAAGCCCAACUGGUGUGAGACCAGAGAGCAGUGGUCUGUCUACCUGUUCUCCCCCCAAAACAAGUUCCGCCUCCUCUGCCAGUCCAUCAUUGCACACAAGCUCUUUGACUACGUGGUCCUGGCCUUCAUCUUUCUCAACUGCAUCACGGUGGCUCUGGAGAGGCCCAGGAUUCUGCAAGGCAGUCUGGAAAGGCUGUUUCUUACUAUUUCCAACUACAUCUUUACUGCCAUCUUUGUUGCAGAGAUGACCGUCAAGGUGGUGUCCAUGGGUCUGUACCUGGGGGAGAAGGCCUACCUGAAGAGCAGCUGGAACAUUUUAGAUGGUUUCCUGGUCUUCGUAUCUCUGAUUGACAUUGUGGUUUCCAUGGCGGGCGGGGCUAAGAUCCUGGGGGUGCUCCGGGUCCUCAGGCUGCUCAGGACGCUCCGCCCCCUCAGGGUGAUCAGCCGGGCUCCGGGUCUGAAGUUGGUAGUUGAAACCCUCAUCACAUCCCUGAAGCCCAUCGGCAACAUCGUCCUCAUCUGCUGCGCCUUCUUCAUUAUCUUUGGCAUUCUAGGGGUUCAGCUCUUCAAAGGCAAGUUCUACUACUGUGUGGGUUUUGACGUGAAGAACAUCACAAACAAAUCCGACUGCCUGGCUGCCAACUACCGAUGGGUACACCACAAGUACAACUUUGACAACCUUGGACAGGCUCUGAUGUCCUUGUUCGUGCUGGCGUCUAAAGACGGUUGGGUCAACAUCAUGUACCAUGGACUGGACGCUGUAGGAAUUGACCAGCAGCCGAUCACCAACAACAACCCCUGGAUGCUCCUGUACUUCAUCUCCUUCCUCCUGAUCGUCAGCUUCUUCGUCCUCAACAUGUUCGUGGGGGUGGUGGUGGAAAACUUCCACAAGUGUCGGCAGCACCAGGAGGUGGAGGAGGCCCGACGCCGCGAGGAGAAACGCCAGCGCCGCAUGGAAAAGAAGAGAAGGAAAGCCCAGAAGAUGCCGUAUUACGCCUCCUACGGUCAAGCCCGGCUCACCAUCCACACCCUGUGCACCAGCCACUACCUGGACCUGGUCAUUACCUUCAUCAUCUGCAUUAACGUCAUCACCAUGUCUCUGGAGCACUACAGCCAGCCACAGUCUUUAGAGACUGCGCUGAAGUACUGCAACUACUUCUUCACCUCCACCUUUGUCAUCGAGGCGUCGCUGAAGCUCGUGGCCUUUGGAUUUCGACGCUUCUUUAAAGACAGGUGGAAUCAGUUGGACCUGGCCAUUGUGCUGCUGUCAGUGAUGGGAAUCACCCUGGAGGAGAUUGAAAUCAAUGCCUCCCUUCCCAUCAACCCCACUAUCAUCAGGAUCAUGAGAGUGCUCAGGAUCGCACGAGUGUUGAAGUUGUUGAAAAUGGCAACUGGGAUGAGAGCUCUGUUGGAUACAGUGGUCCAGGCUCUACCUCAGGUGGGAAACCUGGGUCUGCUCUUCAUGUUGCUGUUCUUCAUCUACGCUGCUUUAGGAGUGGAACUGUUUGGAGAGCUGGUCUGUAACGCUGACUACCCCUGCGAAGGCAUGAGCCGCCACGCCACCUUCGAAAACUUCGGGAUGGCCUUCCUCACCCUGUUUCAGGUCUCAACUGGGGACAACUGGAACGGCAUCAUGAAGGACACUCUAAGGGAGUGCCCCCCAGGUCGACCAGGCUCCGACUACGGCUGCCACGCUGGACUACAGUUCAUCUCCCCCAUGUACUUCGUGUCCUUCGUGCUGACGGCUCAGUUCGUUCUGAUAAACGUGGUGGUGGCCGUGCUCAUGAAGCACCUGGACGACUCCAACAAGGAGGCGCAGGAGGACGCCGAGAUGGACGCUGAGAUCGAGCUGGAGCUGGCCCAGGGAGGCCUCUGCUGCAUGAUGGGAGGCAUCGGCGCCAUCGCCGGGGCCACGGCCGGCGCCGCGAGCGGGGCCGGUGUGGGCGGAGGAGCUGCCGGCGUGAUUACAGUGGGCGCCGUGGGGGGUCCGAGCGGAGGGGUGAUGGCGCCGCUGCGAGACGGGGGAGGCGGCGGUGCAGCUCAUGAAGGACAUACACACCGUCGAUGCCGACUCUACUCUCCUGCUCAGGAAAGCCAGUGGCUGGACAGUGUGUCUCUGCUCAUUAAGGAUUCACUGGAAGGAGACAUGAUUGACAACCUGUCCGGCUCAGUUUUCCACCAUUACUGCUCUGCUCCUGUCUGCAAGGACUGUAAGGGCCACCCCCAAGAGAUCCGCCUGGCGGAGGUGGAGCAGGCUUCGCUGAUGUCGGAGCAGCUGUCAGACAAGUCCUCGUCACCGGCGCUGCCUGACGACCUCAGCCUGGAUGAGAACAGCAGCUACCAGCUGUUGGACCGGGACAGCCGGAGGGACAGCAGUGACUCCCACAGUCUGCAGGAGCUGCCCACCCGGGGGGGCUACAGAGGGCUGCACCCCUCCACCUCAGGGAGUGAGGAGGGAGUCCAGGAGCUGUUGGAGGUGGGCAUCCAUCCUCAUUUGAGUCCUCCAUCACUGGAGCAGCAAAGCCCGGCCCGUUGCACAGACGGUGAUGGAGGCAGUUGUAGCGGCGGUGGAGGCCGCUCUUCACCCGUUUUCCAUCUACCUGCAGACUUCUUCCACCCCGCCUCUGCCGCUCAUCCAGGCGGUCCUGGGAACGGCGUCAGCCCUGGAGACCGAGGCCCGUCCAGACUGGCCUCCCCGGCCUCCUGGGCCUCCCUGCGCUCCCCCGGGGCCAACAGCCGGACCCUCAGCUCUCAGGUACCACCACCACCACCACCACCACUCUUUUGUCCUUCUUCUAACCCAUCAUGUUCGUCCCCUGUCCCGCCCACCCCCCCCCCCCCGCCGCCGUGCAGGCACCCGUCCCGCAGCGUACUCGUCCCUGGCCACAAGGAAGUUCAGAGGGCAGCCUGCAGACCACGCUGGAGGAGGGGCUCAGCUUUAGCGUCUCUCCGCCUCACCAUCCUCCCCGCGCCCCUCCUCUGCCCCCUCCCGAGCCACCCGCAGGGACCGCCCACGGAAGCGGAGCGGCGCCACCCGUUAUUGAAAAGACGUAGCACCGCGCUUACCCUCCACGCCACCAGGGGGCACCAGAGGAGUCAGAGCAGCUGCGGAGGCGGCAGCACCAGCCCCGGGUGCCCCGGCAGGACUCCAUGGACCCGUCGGACGAGGACGUGGGCGUGGGGGCGGGCGGGGGAGGGCUGCCGGCAGAGCUUCAACAGCGAACACUUGUCGGACACUCUGAACAGCCUAUCGCUGACGUCGCUGCUGUCCCCGGGCUCUCUGGCUCCCCCGCUGGUGAAGAAGUGCAACAGCACGGGCUCCUUGGACCAAACCAACAUGUCCGCCAGGGGGAAGGACGGACGCCAGUUCUGCAGCAUAGACGCUCAGGGUUUCCUGUCCGGCCCCUGGACGGAGGGACGGGUGGCGGACGAGGACGAGGACCGAGUGAAAAGCGGCGGCCGUCCCACAGACACAAGCUCCAGGAAAAACAGAUGA
Messenger RNA from Sphaeramia orbicularis (orbiculate cardinalfish), 6651 nucleotides. Its product is annotated as voltage-dependent T-type calcium channel subunit alpha-1I-like. The record is from RefSeq and is a predicted model, not a curated record. NCBI's taxonomy places the organism in Eukaryota, Metazoa, Chordata, Actinopteri, Kurtiformes, Apogonidae. The transcript has 36 exons. Gene Ontology annotation, cellular component: neuron projection; voltage-gated sodium channel complex; voltage-gated calcium channel complex. Gene Ontology annotation, molecular function: voltage-gated sodium channel activity; low voltage-gated calcium channel activity. Gene Ontology annotation, biological process: membrane depolarization during action potential; positive regulation of calcium ion-dependent exocytosis; calcium ion import.